UUCCCUAUAUAUCACACACACACCGAGUACGCCAGCUUACCAGGCAGGAGUCUGGUUGUCAAAUAUUAGCAUCAUAAUGUCAAGUCAAAGUGAGCCCACCAGCACCGGAUACAAUCUACUGCAAACCCCUGAACAGGAACAAGGCUUAUCAAGACUCAGACAGUUAUCGCCUGGCCAUGUACGUAAACUGGGGUUGACGAGGAAAAUGCGAGAAAGGAGGGAUUUCAAGGAAGAUGAAAACCCAGAAGAGAAAGCCCAGAGACACAAGGAGCAGGAGCUGAAGCCUCUGUAUAAAGAGCUGUUGUACACCAUCGCUCAUAAGAUGGGCAAACCGUCACCAGCUGAGGUCUUCACAGACAGCCAGCUUCAACAGUACAUCAAGGAGGCUUUCGUUAUGACAGAGUCAGAGCACAACAGUCUGACCGAGAAAGUACGGAGCACAGAGCCCCCAGUAUACUGCCUCAUGGCCACUGUAAAGGAAGCCAAGGGAAUCCUGGGAAAAGACGUCAGUGGUUUCAGUGACCCAUACUGCCUGCUGACCAUAAUGGAGGACGAGGAGGAGAGCCGAACACGCCGGUCCAGAGCCAAACCCAGUAAAUCUAUUGUAAAGGACGCCGUAUCCGAUGACAAAAUCUACCAGUCAGACAUAAAGAAGCAGACUCUGAACCCCAUCUGGAACCAAACCUUCAUACUAGAGUUCAGAGGCAUCGCCGGUGCCAGCUUCCACCUUGAGAUGUGGGAUAAAGACGAAGAGGUUUCGCUCACUCAGAAACUAGAGGAUAUCAAAACCAACUUUAAUAGCUUAAGAAGGAUGAUCAAGGAAGCCAAAAAGGAGAAAGGGACAGAUGACUUUUUGGGAAAUGUGGUCCUAAAACUACAGGAUCUCCACUGUACUGAAGACCACUGGUACAAUCUGGAGCCCAGAACAGAGACGUAUCCUGAUCGCGGCCAGUGCCACCUGAAUCUCAAGUUCAUCCAUAAAGCGAGAGACGGGACGCUGAGUGCCGGUCGUAACGCUUACAUCAAUUACUGUGGGAUUCUGCAGCAGUUUGUUCAAGCUUACAUCUCCAAGCAACAGAGUUCUGCUCCGUGGAAAGGGGCGCUGUGUGGCGAGGCUCAGACUCUGCUGGAGCUCUAUGCUACGCAGAAUGACCUUUCACCUUUUCUUCAGGACCUGGCGAAGUGGGUGGCUUACAGCAAGCUGUACCAGAGUUUAGAGGUGGACUCCUCUGUGCUGUUCCAGCAGCUAACCAGUGUAGAGUACCAUUGGCAUCAGCAGGAGUUGCCACACCAACAGAAACAGGAACUUGGGGACUCUCUUCAUGGUUUCCUGCAAUACGGACUGUGUCUGGUGGCCAAAUACAGAGACAUCUUCCCCCCAACUCCCAGUGCCACUCCAAAACUACACACACUGCUCAGAAUCUUGGUCCAGAUCUGUAAGACUUCAUACAUUAUUACAAAUUUAAUUUUAUAUCAUAAGUCUUUAAUUACUCAUAUUAGGACUUUUAUACAGACAGGUACACAGGAGUGGUUUACCAUCAAAAAGGGUUUGCACCAGCCAAUGACUAAGGACCUGUCAGAGAUCGUGAGCGCCCUCUCCAGAUUGAUUGAGGAGGUGCAGUUAGACAUAAAACACAACAAGGAUGCCUGGAAUAGGGUAUUUGUCAGUGCUGUGCAGGUGGAUGUGUUCACUGUGGUCUAUAAGAGGUUUGACUCUCUGCUUGCAAAUGAAGUGAGGGAAACCUUAUCCCUGAUUGAGGGUCACAUGGAGCAGGCUCUAGCCAAAAGCUUGUUCCCUGUUUACCUGAGCCUGCAGGCCAUCCACAAAGACAAGGCUUACUUACAGAAAAGGGGAUUACUUGAGUUAACAAACUUUCAAGAGGGCUUCAGAGAGGCUCUGCCUUACUGGCUGAACCAGGCCUUCAGCACAACUCAGGAUAGGGUGGAGAGGGCUGUGCGGGUAGACCAGCUCCAACCCCUGCAGUCUGGUGCUGUGCCCAUAAAACACAGUAGCUCAGCAGUGGACCUGGUGGCAUGUAUCCAACCUAUCUGCCAGCUGUGGGAGCAGCUGUCCUGGCCUGACCCUGAGGAGGCCUUCAUGCUCAUGGUCAAACUCACUGAGGAUGUGUGUAAGAUUGUGGUGAACUACUGUCACAUCCUGAAGGAGAGGGUCAGGGUGCUGUCUGAGAACUCCGACCACGGCAGCGCCAUCAACAUGUUGUGUGUGGUGGUGAAUGACUUGGAGCACUUACGGUCAGUACUGACCCGACUUCCUACGCAGCUGAACUGGGCAGGGCUCCGUGAUCGGACCCAAAAUGUGAUUAAGGAAAGCCAGUUCCACAACACUCUGCCCUCACAGCUAGAGCAAGCCCAGGGUGUCCUUGGCCGAGAGAUUCGCUCCGCUUUAGACACUCUUGGAAAAAAGUUAAACAGAGACAUUGAGACUCAUGUCCGAAACAUGUCAACCAGGCGGAGGAUUCCCUCCAAGUCCACAGAGGAUGCUGCAGCCCCUCUGAUGCAAUACCUGGAGCAAGAGCUGCAGUAUAUGAAUGAAAACCUUGUUCAAGAAAACUUCAACAGUCUCCUGAUGCCUUUGUGGAAUAACUCAGUGAAGAUCCUCCACCAGGUGGCUACUCAGCAUCCACAGCAAGAAGGGCUCAUGGUGUUCUGCCAGAGACUGCUGUACACACUGCAGUGCCUGGAGCUGUGCUUCCACGCCGAGGGAAAUGGACUCCCUCUGAACACACUCCACUCUGAUGAGUACAAGGCUCUCAAAGCUCACCUUACUCACAACUCUCUGAGCAGCUGGCAGCUUAUGGAGAAGUUCCUUGAAAGGAAAAUAUGGGAGCAGAAGGUGUACAGUGGAGAGAAAUAUGGUGCAGUCACCCUCCUCACGUCCUACAGGAGAUCAGACCAAAGACUCAGAGUCGAGGUGUUGAAUGCAGUCAACCUCAUACCAAUGGACUCUAAUGGUUUCAGCGAUCCGUUUGUGCAGCUGAGUCUGGAGCCUAACCACAUUUUUCCUGAGGUAGAACUUCGCUGCACUCAGAUCAAAAGCUGUGAACUCAAUCCCCUUUUUGAUGAGGCCUUUGACUUUCUGGUAUCCCUGGAUCAGUGCCAGGCUCCAGGGGCUUGCCUGGUCGUGACAGUUCUGGACCAUGACACCUUGAGGACAGAUGACUUUGAAGGUGAGGCCUUCCUGGCCCUCAAGGCCAUACCAGGAGUUGCUGGAGGAAAGGAAGGAGAUGGACUCAGCACACAGCCAGAUGCCAACCCUGCUCAGAUUCGACUGCCUCUGAUGCAUCCUAAACCGAACGAGGACAGCAUUCUGAGGUUACUGGAGUCCAGGAGAGGAGAGCGAGAUGCUCAGGCCUACGUGAAGAAGCGAAGACAGAGAGAGAAGCAGUCCCAGGAGGGGAUUCAACCGUGACAAACAUGCGGACAAUUUCUUCUUCCAAAAAUAUACAAUUUGUUUUAAUGAUCUGUACCAAAAACAAAGAAAAAAAAAAUCACUCAGAAAGAAACACUGGUGUUGGAUGAGUUGUGUGUGGACAGUAUGCCGAGCAUGGGUUCACCGAAGACCAUCACAGUGAUCAUGAACACUUUCAACACCUGCAUUUAAAACUCAUACACCUGAUACAUGCAUAUCUGUCUGCUUCCUGAUGCUUUGUCUAGUCAGUGCAAGAGAUAAGUAUGACAUCACUUAACUAUAUAUAUAUAUGUGUGUGUGUGUGUGUGUGUGUGUGUGUGUGUGUGUGUGUGUGUGUGUGUGUGUGUAUGUAUGUAUGUAUG
This is a messenger RNA of Perca fluviatilis (European perch), 3792 nucleotides long. RefSeq names its product unc-13 homolog D (C. elegans) (gene unc13d). Lineage: Eukaryota; Metazoa; Chordata; Actinopteri; Perciformes; Percidae. The record is from RefSeq and is a predicted model, not a curated record.